Dryobates pubescens (Downy woodpecker) is the source of this 3853-nucleotide messenger RNA. RefSeq names its product tudor domain containing 9 (gene TDRD9). Lineage: Eukaryota; Metazoa; Chordata; Aves; Piciformes; Picidae. Gene Ontology annotation, cellular component: intracellular anatomical structure. Gene Ontology annotation, molecular function: ATP binding; RNA binding. The transcript is spliced from 34 exons. The coding region runs from base 38 to 3787 and encodes 1249 amino acids. The record is from RefSeq and is a predicted model, not a curated record.
UGUGUUGUCUCAGUGUGAAUCAAGUGAUUAUACUUCUAUGCCAAUAACUUGCCCUAAAUGUGUGGAUAUGCCUAUAGCCAAACACAGGCAAGAGAUAGUGUCUCUGAUAGAAAGUAAUUCAGUUACAAUUGUACAAGGAGCAACUGGCAGUGGUAAGAGCACGCAGAUUCCACAGUAUGUUUUGGAUGACUGUAUUCAGCGUUCUAUCUACUGCAACAUCGCUGUUGCCCAGCCUCGGAAAAUUGGUGCCAGCAGCAUUGCCAGGUGGAUUAGCAAGGAGCGAUCCUGGAUGCUGGGUGGAUUUGUAGGAUACCAGGUAGGUUUGGAGAACGUUUCCACAAAGGAUACAAGGUUGUUGUAUGUGACAACUGGAGUUCUUCUUCAGAAAAUAGUUUUUGCCAGAAGCCUAGCUGAAUUCACGCACAUUUUCAUUGAUGAAGUGCAUGAGCGUACUGAAGAAAUGGAUUUCUUGCUCUUGGUGAUUCGUAAACUGUUGCAUGCAAAUCCACAGUCUGUAAAGGUAAUACUGAUGUCAGCUUCCAUCAACUGUAAAGAAUUUGCUGAUUACUUUGCGCUUCCCCUUUCUAAUGGUCUGAAUCCAGCCUAUGUAUUUAAGGUGGAAGGCAAACCUUACACAAUUGAAGAAUAUUAUCUUGAUGAUUUGAAACACAUUGUUCAUUUCAAGCUUCCUUCUCAAAAAGUUGAGGAACCAGUGAUAGCAAUGGCAAUGUAUGAAGCAGCAGUGUCUUUGAUUGAGUCAUUUGAUGAGUUAGAGAUGAAGAGCAAUAAGGAGGAAAAAAAAUUGACCGUUAUAUCAGAACGGGGAAGUGUGCUAGUGUUUUUACCAGGUUUGAAUGAAAUAAGCUACAUGCAUUCGCAUCUCUCAAAUAUGUUUAACAAGAGGUGGCAAGUGUAUCCUCUUCACUCAUGUGUGACAUUAGAGGAACAAAGUAAUGUAUUUUUGCCUACAGUGCCUGGCUACAGAAAAGUUAUUCUGUCUACAAACAUAGCUGAGAGCUCUGUAACAGUACCUGAUGUUAAAUAUGUGAUAGAUUUCUGCUUAAUGAGAACUUUGGUUUGUGAUGAGGAAACUAAUUAUCGAAGCUUGAGACUUUGCUGGGCAUCCAAAACAAACUGUAAUCAAAGAAAAGGUCGUGCUGGACGUGUUUCCCAAGGGUAUUGUUACAGGCUUGUAUACAAGGACUUCUGGACAAACUUUAUUCCAGAGAAGCCAAUACCUGAGAUACUGCGUUGUCCAUUGGGAGCUACAGUCUUAAAAAUAAAAAUGCUUGAUAUGGGAGGACCAAAAGAUUUGCUGUUGACAGCUCUUUCCCCACCAGCUGUACAUGAUAUUGAACGUACCAUACUUCAGCUGAAAGAGCUGGGAGCAUUAACCACCUGUGUGCAAACUGAAGAAAAUCCAUAUGAUGGUGAGCUGACUUUCCUUGGAAAGGUAUUGGCACACUUGCCAGUGGACCUGCAUCUUGGAAAACUGAUAGUCCUUGGGCACGUGUUCGGGUGUUUAGAAGAAUGUCUUAUUAUAGCUGCAGCCCUUUCUUUGCGGAAUUUUUUUGCUGUGCCUUUCAAACACCACAUCGAUGGAUACAGGAACAAACUGUUUUUUGCUGAGAAUUGUAAGAGUGACUGUGUUGCGAUUGUGAAUGCAUUUAAGGCAUGGCAGGCCUGCAGACAAAGAGGAGAGCUGAAAAAUCCUAAGAGAGAGCUUGAGUGGGGUCGAUUGAAUUAUAUUCAUAUCAAGAGGAUCAGAGAGGUGUCAGAGUUAUUUCACAAUUUGAAAGUGCGAGUCAAAGCAUUUAACAUGUAUGUUAAUACUCAACCGUCUGCUGUGGAUCAGGAAUUUGUAUACAAACAGCGCUUCAUUUUGCAGGUUGUAAUAGCUGGUGCUUUCUAUCCGAACUACUUUACUUUUGGAAGAUGUGACAAAGAAAUUGCUAUGAAGAACCUUGCUGGCAAAGAUCCGAAAACCACUGUCAUGUUGAGGAAUAUUCCUCCAUAUGGAUAUCUAUACCAUAAACAGUUGCAAUCACUGUUUAGACAAUGUGGGCAGGUAAAAUCUAUUGCCUAUGAUGGAUCAAAGGCUUUUGUGGAGUUUUCUCGUGACCCCAUGGAGGGCUUUAAGAUUCUUCCUGCAGUGUACCUGUCAGUCAAGAUGUCACAACUGAAAAUUCCUCUGGAGCUGGAUGUUCAUUUUCCAGAGGAUAUUGGAAGGCAAAUGCAAGAUGGGACAGGUGUGAAGUAUCAAAGAGUAAAUGUGGACUAUCAGAAGAAGACAGUGGAGCCUGUGGAAGUUUCAUUUGGUACUUUACAGCAGUCAAAGAUGAUCCCAGAUCACCUUCUGUCUAUCAAGAUAACAGAGAUAGUGGAAGUUGGACACUUCUGGGGUUACAGGAUCAAUGAGAAAAAUAGGAAAGCACUCCAGGAUCUAACUGCUGAAAUUAACUACCAGAACCUGAUGGAUUUACCAGUGUCUCCACAUCCGGAGUUGGUUUGUCUGGCUCCAUUCACUGCUGCAGAAAAUGGAGGAUACUAUAGAGCUCGUAUUCUGUGUGUUUGCGGAGAUUUUGCUGAGGUUUUUUAUGUGGAUUAUGGCAAUAGAUCAAAAGUGCCCUUAAAGAAUUUAAAAGAGAUUCCCAGCCAUCUUCGAGAGCUUCCCUUCCAGGCUUUAGAAUUCAAGAUAUGCAAGAUGCGUCCAUCUGCAAAAUCUCUUGUGUGUGGGGAAUGGUGGAGUUACAGUGCUAGCCAGAGAUUUGCCUCACUAGUAAAUGGCUAUACUCUUCUAGCCAAGGUGCAUUCAUUUGUGCAUGGUGUCCUGCAUGUGGAUGUUUUUCAUCACUCAAAGUUCAAAGAGCUUGUGAAUAUUCGAGAUGUGCUUAUUGAAGAAUGUUAUGCUGAACUAGCAGUAGAAUCAUGUGAAUCACAACAAAGCCACGAUUCGCUUGAGAGUUUUUCUUUGGACCAAGUAACAAAAGAAGAGAAUGUGGCUGUACCUUCAAGAGAGAACAAAAAGAAUCUCAUUGAGAGAUUGCUAAACUGUUUUUCUGACAAUCAAUGCAAAGUGCCAACCCAUAAGGUGACAGUCUUUGGCCCCUUCACUCCUUAUGAGGUGAAAUGCUACACUAUGACAAGAGUGUCCCAGUUCAGAAUGGUUUUGAUACAAAAGGAAAGCAUAAACUCUGUUGUUGUCUGUGAUGCUCCAGAAGAUCCCUUUCAGCAGUUGUUGGUUGCUGCUUCUGUAUCAGCAAAUACAACUGGAUCUACUGUGAUUUUAGAGGAAACAUCUUUAAUGCCUCCUAUUCCUGGCCUGCUUGCACUCCUCAGUAUGCUGUUUGCUCCUGCUAUAGAGCUCAGGGUUGAUAAAAGUGGAAAGCAUUUUACUGGUGUUCUGUGUGGCUUGGGUUGGAGUCAAACUUGUGGGGCUCCACUAUUUCCAGAAAAUGACAUGGAACUGACAUUUGAUGUGCAUUUUGGAAUGGAAGAUAUAUCAGAGAUAAACAUCCUAAGGACAGCCAUUAAUAAGCUGCUCUGUGAAUGUGCAGUGUGUUCUGGACAAGAGAUAAUGACACAGCUGCAGGAGAACGUUCGUCAGAAACUUCUGUGUUUAAUCUGCAAACCAAAGCCUCGAGAUAGAAUUGUUCCUACAUGGUAUGAGAAGCCAUAUGCAUGGAAUCAGGUGGAUUCUCAGCAUCUUAUUGACCAGUCCAAAAUGCAGUCUGAAAAAGGAAAUGGUCUUUAUCAGCUACAUAAGCUUGUUGUAUUGAAUGUUUAAGUACUUCCAGAAGUCUUUCACAGGAUGAAGUAUUGCAACUAGUCUAAAAAAUAGUUCUGUCUUCUG